Molecule: messenger RNA, 1811 nt
Organism: Rubroshorea leprosula
Lineage: Eukaryota; Viridiplantae; Streptophyta; Magnoliopsida; Malvales; Dipterocarpaceae
Source: the annotation of a GenBank genome assembly
CUGCGCCCAUCUCAGUCGAUAAUCCCUUAAUUAAUUUAAACUUUCAACUCCAUUUUCCACCUACCUUGGCACCGUCUCCUCUCUUGUCCCAGCUCUUUUCUCUCUCCAAAGCCCCUUUAUUAAAUCGUGCACCAAGCAUCUCAGCUCAAACCUGACACACCAGUUUCUCCCAGCUGUGUCGGCUAUAGCCAUGGCCAUGGCAAUUGAUAACAACACGUACGAACUUGUGUUAUCCGGAUAUAGUACCACCACUACGACCGCCACUUCAGAUGAUCAUGACCAUAACUGGAUGAAAUGUUGGUCCCCAGUUGUCGACUGGGAAGCUUUAUCACACGACCAUAACGAUUAUCAAGACCUUAUUGAGUCCGUGAUGGAUGAUGAAAGUUUGGAUCACCUUGCUAGGGAGAAGUCCAACUCUGGAUCAGUUUCUGCUGAUACUGAUACCAUGCUUGUGGAUGAAGAUGCAAGCGCCGACAAUUUCAAGGGGUUGAGGCUGGUUCACCUGUUGAUCGCUGCUGCGGAGGCACUAGCAGGCGGCAACGAGAGCCGUGAACUGGCUCGGGUGAUAUUGGUUCGGCUCAAGGAGUUGGUGUCCCCUAAGAACGGAACCAACAUGGAGAGGUUGGCAGCGUAUUUCACGGAUGCCUUGCAGAUUUUGCAUGAUGGCCUUGGAGGAGGCAGUGGCAGCCAUGGCAAGCAUUUGAUCAGCAACGGAUUCUACCACCGUCACAAUCAUCACCAGACGGAUGUGCUGUCAGCGUUUCAGCUGCUGCAGGACAUGUCUCCGUAUGUUAAGUUUGGCCACUUCACAGCCAAUCAAGCUAUUUUAGAAGCUGUUACCGAUGAGAAGAGGAUUCACAUAGUGGACUACGAUAUCAUGGAGGGGAUCCAAUGGGCGUCCUUGAUGCAGGCGUUGGUGUCUAGGAAGGACGGUCCACCAGUCCCACAUCUCAGGAUCACGGCGCUAACGAGGGGAAGCAACGGACGGCGGUCAAUUUGGUCGGUCCAGGUGACCGGACGCCGUUUGAUUGCAUUCGCGGAGUCAAUCGGUCAACCCUUUUCCUUCCAUCAGUGCCGGUUGGAAUCUGGUGAAACCUUUAAACCAUCGGCUUUGAAAUUGGUAAAAGGAGAGGCCCUGGUGAUGAACUGCAUGCUGCACCUACCUCACUUCAGUUACCGGUCACCGACUUCAGUGGCUUCGUUUCUAUCCGGAGCUAAGAUCCUGAACCCGAUGUUGGUAACGCUAGUGGAAGAAGAUGUGGGGCCUAGAAUUGACGGUGGGUUCGUCGGACGAUUUAUAGACUCAUUACACUACUAUUCGGCCGUGUAUGACUCGCUGGAGGCGGGUUUUCCGAUGCAGCGGGGGUCUCGGGCAUUGGUUGAGAGAGUGUUUCUGGGGCCUCAGAUAGCCAGGUCAUUGGGUCGGAUCUACCGGAGCCGAGGAGAGGAGGAGAUAAAGUCGUGGUGGGGGUGGAUAGGAGGGAUAGGGUUGAAACCGAUGAACAUAAGCUUUGCAAAUCAUUGUCAAGCAAAGCUAUUGGUGGAUUUAUUCAAUGAUGGGUACAGAGUGGAGGAGUUGGGGAGUAACAGGCUGGUGUUGGGAUGGAAAUCCAGGCGUUUGCUCUCUGCUUCAAUUUGGACUUCCUUCGACUCUGAUUUGUGAGAUAAGAUUUUUUUAAACUCAAAAUUCUAUCUCGAUUCUUGAGCAUCGACUGUAACAAGUGCAACAAUCUUUCGUUCAGGUUCAGGCCAAAACAAACUUAAGUGAAAUCAAUGGUUCCUCUUACAUCAAAUAAAAUCAAUAACAGCAU